AUGUCCGGCAGGACAACUCCGACCUCAAUAAAAGGUCUCCAGGUGCCUCUGCUCCUCACACAGCUUCAGCUCUCAGCAAGAACAAGAACGGUCCUCACUCCGGCCACCCUUCACUCCUCACCCAACACCAUGUGCUCCACUGGAUGCUGUUCCACCGGAUGCUGCUCUGUCGUGAAGAGCAAGACCGUGUGCUGCACCCCCUGCAAGACUGUGUGCUGCAGCCCAUGCAAGACUGUGUGCUGCAGCCCAUGCAAGACUGUGUGCUGCAGCCCGUGCAAGACCGUGUGCUGCAGUCCCUGCAAGACCGUGUGCUGCUCCCCGUGCCAGAAGCCCUGCUGUGACCCGUGCCAGUCCUGCUGUGAUCCGUGCCAGUCUUGCUGUGACCCGUGCCAGAAGCCUUGCUGUGAUCCGUGCCAGUCCUGCUGUGACCCUUGCCAGUCCUGCUGUGAUCCGUGCCAGAAGCCCUGCUGUGAUCCAUGCCAGUCUUGCUGUGAUCCAUGCCAGAAGCCCUGCUGUGACCCGUGCCAGUCUUGCUGUGAUCCAUGCCAGAAGCCUUGCUGUGACCCGUGCCAGUCCUGCUGUGACCCAUGCCAGAAGCCCUGCUGUGAGCCAUGCAAGACUGUCUGCUGUGACCCGUGCCAGUCCUGUUGUGAUCCGUGCCAGAAGCCCUGCUGUGAUCCAUGCCAGUCCUGCUGUGACCCGUGCCAGAAGCCUUGCUGUGAUCCGUGCCAGACCUGCUGUGACCCAUGCCAGAAGCCCUGCUGUGACCCAUGCCAGAAGCCCUGCUGUGAGCCAUGCAAGACUGUCUGCUGUGACCCGUGCCAGACCUGCUGUGACCCAUGCCAGAAGCCCUGCUGUGACCCGUGCCAGUCUUGCUGUGACCCAUGCCAGAAGCCCUGCUGUGACCCGUGCCAGUCCUGCUGUGAUCCAUGCCAGAAGCCUUGCUGUGACCCGUGCCAGUCCUGCUGUGAUCCAUGCCAGAAGCCCUGCUGUGACCCGUGCCAGUCCUGCUGUGAUCCGUGCCAGAAGCCUUGCUGUGACCCGUGCCAGUCCUGCUGUGACCCUUGCCAGAAGCCUUGCUGUGACCCGUGCCAGUCUUGCUGUGACCCAUGCCAGAAGCCUUGCUGUGACCCGUGCCAGUCCUGCUGUGACCCAUGCCAGUCCUGUUGUGACCCUUGCCAGAAGCCUUGCUGUGACCCAUGCCAGUCCUGCUGUGACCCUUGCCAGUCCUGCUGUGACCCGUGUCAGUCUGUGUGCUGCACCAAGGUGUGCCACAAGUCCGUGUGCUGUGUCCCACGGCCCUGUUGCUCUCCUUGCUGCGUGGUGAAGAAGCCCGUGGUGGUUUGCUGCACCCCCGUGAGGAAGUACUGCACCCCCUGCAUCCCCAUCCAGCAGUGCUGUGCCAGCCUCAGGAAGACCUGCUAA
Melozone crissalis (California towhee) is the source of this 1425-nucleotide messenger RNA. RefSeq names its product keratin-associated protein 10-4-like. The record is from RefSeq and is a predicted model, not a curated record. Lineage: Eukaryota; Metazoa; Chordata; Aves; Passeriformes; Passerellidae.